AUGGAUGACCUCGCACAACUCCUGGAGUCCAAGUUAGACCAACGACUUCGUUCACACAUCACAAAAAUCAACCUGACAUCAAUCUCCCGCAUCCCCGCGAGCAGAAUAAAAAAGACAGCCCUACCCAACAUUGGUUCGAUCGAGCUCGUUUCAAGCGAGGCCUUUGCAACAUCCUACGACGAGCUCUACAGAUCGAACUUCCAUGGCGGCGAACGCGAACGUUCAGACUUGAUCGUGACUCGUUUGCAGGACGAUGCCAAUGGUUUGAGAGAGGAUCUCGCGCCUUACCGCAUCAUUGGGAUCCGAGAUCCAGCCGGUCGUGUCGCUGGAGGUGCUCAGUUCUCGGUUCUGUUUCUGAAAGAUGGGAGGCAUGCUGUUCCGUAUUUGCAGUAUGUCUAUGUUCGACCUGAGAAUCGUCGACAGGAUUUGAGCGAGCUUAUGCAUACGUUGACUUUGGCUGUUGCUAUGGCGGAUGCUGCGAAAAGGAGAGGGAAUGAAGACAUCGCGGUGCCUUUCACGCUCUUCGAGACGGAGCCUCCUGUUCAUGGCUCCAGCGCCGACAAGCGGGCAACGGCGGCCGAGAGGACGAAGAUCCAUUCGAAAAGCGGCAGCGUGGCUCUCAUGCUUCGUCGAAUCGCUGACCAUCGCAUCCUGAGUGCACAUGUACAGUCAGGUCUGGAAAUAGGGGAGCCGCCGCUCACGUAUGUCUGGGCGCUUCGUGGGAAUCCAGGCGUUGCUUUAGAGCUGCGAGACGACCAGAUGGGAAAGGCAUUGGUCGCGGCGUACUAUCAGAGUUUGAGGGACGAGGGUUUCCCUGAGGAGAAUAUUGCGCUUGCGGAGAGGAUGGUUGAGGCUAGGUAUAGGGGUAGUGAGUUCUGUCUUAUGCCGUUGGGAGAUGUGACGAAGGAGAUGUAUGUAGAUAUAGAUGAGAGUGAAUCUGGAAUGGGUGGUAAGACUUGA
Zasmidium cellare ATCC 36951 is the source of this 960-nucleotide messenger RNA. RefSeq lists its product as uncharacterized. The record is from RefSeq and is a predicted model, not a curated record. Bases 1 to 960 code for a protein of 319 amino acids. The transcript has a single exon. NCBI's taxonomy places the organism in Eukaryota, Fungi, Ascomycota, Dothideomycetes, Mycosphaerellales, Mycosphaerellaceae.